GGCGUGAUUCAUCAGUGGCCGCGGAGCGCGAUGGGGACGAGCUCAGCAGCCGCCUAGGCGCUCCUCCGCGCACUCUCCUGGUCGGUGGCCCGGUUCUUGGAAGGCCAAGAUGGAAGAGAUCCUGAGGAAGCUGCAGAGGGACGCAUCCGGGAGCAAAUACAAAGCCAUCAAGGAGAGCUGCACCUGGGCCUUGGAAACUCUAGGUGGCCUGGACACCAUUGUGAAGAUCCCUCCCCACUUGCUGAGGGAGAAAUGCUUGCUGCCUCUCCAGUUGGCUUUGGAAUCGAAGAAUGUGAAGCUGGCCCAACAUGCUUUGGCUGGGAUGCAGAAGCUCCUGUCAGAAGAGAGGUUUGUAUCCAGGGAGACAGACUCUGAUGAGAAGCAACUGCUCAAUCAGAUCCUGAACGCCGUGAAAGUGACACCUUUGCUCAAUGAGGACCUACAGGUGGAAGUGAUGAAGGUUUUGCUGUGCAUCACCUACACAUCAACAUUUGACAUGAAUGGGAGUGCUGUGCUGAAGAUUGCAGAGGUGUGCAUCCAGACCUACACAUGCAGCUGCCACCAGCGCAGUAUCAACACUGCCGUGCGCGCGACUCUCAGCCAGAUGUUGGGUGACCUGACUUUGCAGUUACGACAGAGGCAGGAGAACACGAUAAUUGAAAACCCAGAUGCUCCACAGGAAUUCGGGAGUCAAGGCUCAACAGUAGAGGCCCUUUGUGAUGACGUUGUCUCUGUCCUUGCUGUCCUGUGUGAGAAGCUCCAAGCCUCCAUAAACGACAGCCAGCAGCUGCAGCUUCUGUACCUGGAAUGCAUUCUCUCCAUGCUCAGCAGCUCCUCCUCCUGCAUGUACCUGCACAGGGGCUUCACUGACCUCAUCUGGAAAAGUCUCUGCCCUGCUCUCAUUGUGAUCCUGGGGAACCCCAUUCACGACAAAACCAUCACCUCUGCUCACAGCAGCAGCAGCAGCAGCAGCACCAACGUGGAGUCGGACUCUGCCUCUCCUGGUGUGUCUGACCAUGGCCGAGGCUCAGGUUGCUCCUGCACUGCACCCACCCUCAGUGGACCUGUGGCCCGCACCAUCUAUUACCUUGCAGCUGAGCUCGUCCGCUUAGUGGGGUCAGUGGAUUCCAUGAAGCCGGUGCUCCAGUCCCUCUAUCACCGUGUGCUCCUGUAUCCCCCGCCCCAGCACCGCGUGGAAGCCAUCAAAAUCAUGAAAGAGAUACUCGGGAGCCCCCAGCGGCUCUAUGACUUGGCUGGACCCAGCUCUACUGAGUUGGAACCGAGGAAAAGAUCUAUUUCCAAAAGAAAGUCUCACUUGGAUCUUCUCAAACUCAUCAUGGAUGGCAUGACAGAAGCAUGCAUCAAAGGUGGCAUCGAAGCCUGUUACGCUGCCGUGUCUUGUGUCUGCACCUUGCUUGGGGCCCUGGAUGAACUCAGCCAGGGGAAGGGCUUGAAUGAGAGUCAAGUCCAACUGCUGCUUCUGCGCCUUGAAGAGCUGAGGGAUGGGGCCGAGUCAAGCCGGGAUUCCAUGGAGAUUAAUGAGGCUGACUUCCGCUGGCAGCGGCGAGUGCUGUCUUCAGAGCACACGCCAUGGGAGUCAGGUAACGAGAGAAGCCCAGACAUCAGCAUCAGUGUCACCACAGACACAGGCCAGACUACCUUGGAGGGAGAAUUGGGUCAGACAACACCAGAGGACCACAGGAAUGGGUUCAAGUCACCAGCUAUUCAGGAAGGCAAGGAGACCAUGUGCAAAGUGUCAGAACAAGAGGCCAUAGACCAGCCCGAUGUAGUUCAGAGAAGCCACACAGUCCCUUACCCUGACAUCACUAACUUCCUGUCAGUAGACUGCAGGACAAGGUCCUACGGAUCCAGGUACAGUGAGAGCAACUUCAGCGUAGAUGACCAAGACCUGUCGAGGACAGAAUUUGAUUCGUGUGAUCAGUACUCCAUGGCAGCAGAAAAAGACUCGGGUAGGUCUGAUGUGUCAGACAUUGGGUCGGACAACUGUUCACUGGCUGAUGAAGAGCAGACCCCCCGGGACUACAUGGGCCAUCGAUCCCUGCGCACGGCUGCUCUGUCUCUCAAACUGCUGAAGAACCAGGAGGCCGACCAGCACAGCGCACGGCUGUUUGUGCAGUCCCUCGAGGGCCUCCUUCCCCGCCUCCUAGCCCUGUCCAGUGUGGAAGAGGUGGACACCGCCCUUCAGAACUUUGCCUCCACUUUCUGCUCAGGCAUGAUGCAUUCUCCCGGCUUCGAUGGAGGGAGCAGCUUGAGCUUCCAGAUGUUGAUGAAUGCAGACAGCUUGUACAGUGCGGCACACUGUGCCCUACUGCUCAACCUGAAGCUCUCCCACGGUGACUACUACCGGAAGCGGCCAACCCUGGCACCAGGCAUGAUGAAAGAGUUCAUGAAACAGGUGCAGACCAGUGGCGUGCUGAUGGUCUUCUCCCAGGCCUGGAUCGAGGAGCUAUACCAUCAGGUGCUGGACAGAAACAUGCUGGGAGAAGCUGGCUACUGGGGCAGCCCUGAGGACAACAGCCUUCCCCUCAUCACCAUGCUCACAGCAGAUAUUGAUGGCUUAGAGAGCAGCGCAAUUGGUGGCCAGUUGAUGGCAUCAGCUUCAAUGGAGUCACCUUUCACCCAGAGCAGGAGAAUUGAUGACUCCACUGUAGCAGGUGUGGCAUUUGCUCGUUAUAUUUUGGUGGGCUGCUGGAAGAACCUGAUUGAUACUCUGUCAACCCCCUUGACUGGUCGAAUGGCAGGAAGCUCCAAGGGGCUGGCCUUCAUCCUCGGAGCUGAGGGCAUAAAAGAGCAGAACCAGAAGGAGCGAGAUGCCAUCUGCAUGAGCCUUGACGGGCUGCGCAAAGCUGCACGACUGAGCUGUGCACUAGGGGUUGCUGCUAACUGCGCUUCAGCACUUGCCCAGAUGGCGGCUGCUUCCUGUGUCCAGGAAGAGAAAGAAGAAAGGGAAGCCCAGGAGCCCAGUGAUGCCAUAGCACAAGUGAAACUAAAAGUGGAGCAGAAACUGGAGCAGAUGGGGAAGGUGCAGGGGGUGUGGCUGCACACAGCCCACGUCUUGUGCAUGGAUGCCAUCCUCAGCGUAGGCCUGGAGAUGGGAAGCCACAACCCGGACUGCUGGCCACACGUGUUCAGGGUGUGUGAGUAUGUGGGCACAUUGGAGCACACUCACUUCAGUGAUGGUGCCUCCCAGCCCCCUCUGACCAUCCGUCAGCCACAGAAGACAUCUGGGAGCUCUGGCCUCCUGGGGGACCUUGAGUGUGAGGGUUCAUCUCAGGAGCAGAGCCUGGAGCAGGGCCCCUCCCUGAACACAGCCCCUGUGGUCCAGCCACGCUCCAUCCAGGAGCUCGUUCGAGAAUGUAGCCGUGGUAGGACCUCAGACUUCAGGGGAGGCAGUCUGAGUGGGAACAGUGCCGCCAAGGUGGUACUCAGCCUUUCCACCCAGGCUGACAGGCUCUUUGACGAUGCUACAGAUAAGUUGAACCUAACGGCCUUGGGAGGGUUCCUCUACCAGCUAAAGAAAGCGUCUCAGGCCCAGCUUUUCCACUCGGUGACAGACACUGUCGAUUACUCUCUGGCAAUGCCAGGAGAGGUUAAGUCCACCCAGGACCGCAAAAGCGCUCUGCACCUGUUCCGCCUGGGGGAUGCCAUGCUGAGGAUCGUGAGAAGCAAAGCCCGACCCCUGCUCCACGUGAUGCGCUGCUGGAGCCUUGUGGCACCACACCUGGUGGAGGCGGCCUGCCACAAGGAGCGCCACGUGUCUCAGAAGGCUGUUUCCUUCAUCCAUGAUAUCCUGACCGAGGUUCUCACUGACUGGAGUGAGCCGCCUCACUUCCACUUUAAUGAAGCGCUCUUCCGGCCCUUUGAGCGUAUCAUGCAGUUGGAGCUGUGUGACGAAGAUGUCCAAGACCAGGUGGUCACCUCCAUUGGGGAGCUGGUGGAGGUGUGCUCCACGCAGAUCCAGUCGGGAUGGAGACCCCUGUUCAGUGCACUGGAAACAGUGCACAGUGGGAACAAGUCGGAGGUGAAGGAGUACCUGGUUGGGGACUACGCCAUGGGAAAAGGCCAGGCUCCUGUGUUCGACGUGUUUGAAGCCUUUCUCAACACGGACAACAUCCAGGUCUUUGCCAAUGCAGCCACUAGUUACAUCAUGUGCCUUAUGAAGUUUGUCAAAGGACUGGGGGAGGUGGACUGUAAAGAGAUUGGAGACUGUGUCCCUGGAGUGGGAGCCACAUCCACAGACCUGUGCCUGCCUGCUCUGGAUUACCUCAGACGCUGCUCUCAGCUUUUGGCCAAGAUCUACAAAAUGCCCUUAAAGCCAAUAUUCCUCAGCGGGCGACUUGCCAGCUUGCCACGAAGGCUUCAGGAGCAGUCAGCCAGCAGCGAGGAUGGAAUUGAAUCGGUCCUAUCAGAUUUUGAUGAUGAAACUGGUCUGAUAGAAGUUUGGAUCAUCCUGCUGGAGCAGCUAACAGCAGCUGUGUCCAACUGUCCCCGGCAACACCAACCACCAACCUUAGAUUUACUCUUUGAGCUGUUGAGAGAUGUCACCAAAACACCUGGCCCAGGGUUUGGAAUCUACGCAGUCGUUCACCUUCUCCUUCCUGUGAUGUCUCUGUGGCUCCGUCGUAGCCACAAGGACCAUUCCUACUGGGAUGUGGCAUCUGCGAACUUCAAGCAUGCCAUCGGCCUGUCCUGCGAGCUGGUGGUGGAGCACAUUCAGAGCUUCCUACACUCAGACAUCAGGUACGAGAGCAUGAUCAACACCAUGCUGAAGGAUCUCUUUGAGCUGCUGGUGGCAUGUGUGGCCAAACCCACAGAAACCAUCUCCAGAGUGGGCUGUUCCUGCAUUAGGUAUGUCCUCGUGACUGCGGGUCCUGUGUUCACUGAGGAAAUGUGGCGACUUGCCUGCUGUGCCCUGCAGGAUGCCUUCUCUGCCACACUCAAGCCAGUGAAGGACCUGCUCGGCUGCUUCCACAGUGGCACAGAGGGCUUCAGCGGAGAAGGCUGCCAGGUGCGGGUAGCAGCCCCAUCCUCCUCCCCGAGUGCUGAGGCAGAGUACUGGCGCAUCCGGGCCAUGGCCCAGCAGGUGUUUAUGUUGGACACCCAGGGCUCACCAAAGACCCCAAACAACUUCGAUCAUGCUCAGUCCUGCCAGCUCAUCAUUGAACUGCCUCCUGAUGAGAAACCAAAUGGGCACGCCAAGAAAAGUGUUUCUUUCAGGGAGAUCGUGGUGAGCUUGCUUUCUCACCAAGUACUGCUCCAGAACCUGUAUGACGUCCUGCUGGAAGAGUUUGUCAAAGGCCCCUCUCCAGGAGAGGAGAAGACGACGGUGCAAGUGCCAGACACCAAGCUGGCUGGCUUUCUCAGAUACAUCUCCAUGCAGAACCUGGCUGUGAUAUUUGACCUGCUGCUGGACUCCUACAGGACUGCCCGAGAAUUCGACACGAGCCCAGGACUGAAGUGUCUGCUGAAGAAAGUGUCCGGCAUCGGAGGCGCCGCCAACCUGUACCGCCAGUCUGCCAUGAGCUUUAACAUUUACUUUCACGCCCUGGUUUGCGCAGUUCUCACCAACCAAGAAACCAUCACUGCCGAGCAGGUGAAGAAGGUCCUCUUCGACGAGGAGGAGAGGAGCUCCGAUUCCUCCCAACAGUGCUCAUCGGAGGAUGAAGACAUCUUUGAGGAGACGGCGCAGGUGAGCCCUCCGCGAGGCAAGGAGAAAAGGCAAUGGAGGGCACGCCUGCCGUCGCUCAGCGUGCAGCCGGUGAGCAAUGCAGACUGGGUGUGGCUGGUCAAGAGGCUACACAAGCUGUGCAUGGAGCUCUGUAACCACUACAUCCAGAUGCACCUGGACCUGGAGAGCAGCUUAGAGGAGCCUCCCGCCUUCAAAAGCGACCCGUUCUUCAUCCUGCCAUCCUUCCAGUCUGAGUCGUCCACACCAUCCACGGGUGGCUUCUCCGGGAAAAACACGCCCUCGGAAGAUGACCGCAGAGAGCAUCUAAGUGAGCCCCUAAGUCUGAGGGUGGGCAGUGGGGACGUGCUGAUGCUGCCCCCCAGUCCCAAGACAGAGAAGAAGGAUCCUGGCCGCAAGAAAGAGUGGUGGGAGAGCGCGGGGAACAAGAUUUGCACCAUGGCUGCCGACAAAACCAUCUCAAAGCUGAUGACCGAGUACAAGAAGAGGAGGCAGCCGCACAACCUGCCUGCCUUCCCCAAGGAAGUCAAGGCAGAUAAGAAGGGCGAGCCCCUGGGGCCUCGGGGUCCUGAUUCCCCGCUGCUUCAGCGGCCACAGCAUCUCAUGGACCAAGGACAGAUGCGCCAUUCCUUCAGUGCAGGCCCAGAGCUGUUGCGGCAGGAGAAGAGACCCCGCUCAGGCUCCACCGGGAGCUCCCUGAGUGUCUCGGUGCGAGACGCAGAGGCACAGAUCCAGGCGUGGACCAACAUGGUGCUAACAGUUCUCAAUCAGAUUCAAAUCCUUCCAGACCAGACAUUCACGGCCCUCCAGCCAGCAGUGUUCCCGUGCAUCAGCCAGCUGACCUGUCAUGUGACUGACAUCAGAGUCCGUCAAGCUGUAAGGGAAUGGCUGGGAAGAGUGGGCCGUGUCUAUGAUAUCAUCAUUUAGAGGACUCAAAUCCCUAUGGCCAGAGUCAGCCUGUCCAUCCAACUGAUUGCAUUUUCCCUACCACCAGUCCACUCAAACUAGGUCUCUGAGAAACUAGUUCUCUGACACCUAGUAACAAAGCUUUUUCCAAGCUCUCCCUAAUUAGUCAGCUUUGGGCUAGUCUGGAUGCUAAAAUGGCAUCCAAGUGACACGGUGAUCUCUGGCCUGGCACGUUGUUACAGGAGAGUCUGCAUUCCUUGAUACAUUUCUAAAUCAAAACCUAAUUUCCAAGUGCAUUUGCUUGCAGUGUUAUACCCAAAUGGGUCGUUUGCAACAACUCUCCUUUACAAGCCCCAGGCUGAUCCAUUUUAUUCAUUAUUUUCAAAACUCAAUGUAAGUCCCAAGAAAGCAUUUGCUGUUAAGUCAAGCUGAUACAUAUUCAUAUAUCUAGCACCAGACAUAAUUAAUCAGAAGAAUUUUUAUAUUCUGAUAAUAGUUUGGAUGGGAAGAAACCUACAAAAGUGUAUUUUUCCAGUGUCUAAUCAAGUAAAACAAAAUGACUUCCAAAAUAUAUUCAGGAACAUUUCGACAUUAUUCCUAAGUUGUUCAGGGUUUCAGGUUAAUAUUCAUAAUUCCCCGAGGUAAGGUACUGUUGUGCCUUUGUUUCUCUGUUUCUAAAGGGAGGAAAUUCUUUCCUAGCAUGAUGUUUAAGUCUGUGGCUCGGCAGCAAUUUAAGCACCCGUUGGUGCGCACUGUCACAAGACUUGAUUCUGACUGCCCUGUGUCCCAUGAGUCUUUGCUUCUGUCCCCAAGGCAGACAAAGAAAAAUGGUGCCUUAGUCUUUUGUUGCACAGCCAUUUCUAUGCCCCACAGUUAUCUGAAGGUAAGGUAUGACACUCAUAUUUCAAGAAAGAUUAUGAUGCAAUUCAUUUUAUAUCAGUAUCCUUUGGAGGAAAUGAACUUGGAGUCCUCCAUCUGGUGAGCAUACUUCUCAGGGGAGGGGCAAGAAGUGUGGGAUGGGGAUACAGCUGGAAGGGGUGGGCUGGGGACUCUGAUAGAAUCGCUGUAAGCCUUCAACUACAAUGCAAUUGUGAAAUGAUGGUGUCAGCUAUACAAACUCUAGACUGAAUGGGAAGGGACACAUGAAUUUAGAAAACUAUUUUUUUCUAUAUAAAACACCUCUCUCUAGCAGAUUUACUAUUUUAACUCAUGUUAUCUAGACCAAUAUUUUAGGUGGAUAUUUCUUUUUCUGAGGUUAUUAAAAAUUAAUUUGAAACAUAUAACCAUAUCUAUUGGGGGGUUAGAAAUAUCCCUCAUACAUAGGAAACACUGAGCUUCCCCACAGCCCUUACCACAUAUUUUAUACAUUUCUUACAACAAUAACUAAAUAACUAAAGCUUUUCAGACAAACCCACUUACACACUACAGUGUACGAUUAGUUACUGAGGCAUAUGUGGCAAUUCCCCAGUGCCUAAAAAGAAAUGUAUUCAUAUGUCAUUCUCUAAAGAUAAAACUUGACUCUUCAGCAUUGAAGGACCUACUGGGGGGGUUGAACUUUAUCUGGUGACAAUAUUCAUAAAUGUUGCCUCCAUGAGAACUACGUAGCUAUCUGCAAGGUCAAAGCAAGGUGUGUUGGCUGGUUUGGGUGGUCAAUAAGAAAUCCCCAUUCAGCAUGCCACCUAAACCAAUCACAGAGUCUAGAGGACAUUUCCCACAAAACAACCUCUGCUUUCUGAGACAGCGAUUCAUUCAACUUGGGUAAUCAUUCAAGUUUAAAAAGUGAUCCAAACAGAUGUUUUGGAUUCUCUGUUUCCUAGUGCUGGGAAUCGAACCAGGAUCCCAUGCAAGUCACACCAAUGUUCUCCACCAUUGAGCUGUAUCCCCAGCUCUCACCAAUUUGUUUGAAUAAACAGUGAAUUAUUUUAUCUAUAACUUUAGAUUUUAUAUACCUUGUAUAUGUAGCUGAGAGUUAAAGAUUUUGCUUUGUUUUGUCUUUGUAAACAAAAGCAGUGUGCCCUAGCUGUUGAAUUUUGUAGAUUCUUUGGGGGAAUCUGUUCUUGGUCAGCCUAUAAGUACCUCACUGUACUUGAAAGAGAACUGCAGUUAACCGGAUUACAGAAUUACAGUAUGUCACAAAAUGUGACCUUUCAUGAAGUGUCAAAGCCAGUUUCCUUGUACAUAUGUCCCAGAAGUAGACACUGCUCUCCCACAGACUGGCUAUAAAAGCUUGCAAGAGUGUUCUCUAGCAUCCUAACUAUGGUCUGAGAAUAAAAGGAUGAGGUGUGGCCAAUAUUGGACCCACGAUGUCCUUACCUGCAAUGCUGGAAAUAUUGGCAGAUCCUCCCGUCAUCCUCUGAGAGUCCCCUCCAUGUCCCACGUUGUUUUUAGGCCACCUCCAAAGCUCCAGGAAAGACCUCUCCAUCCUCCAGAGUCCAGCCAGGUGCAGAUACUUAUAGUUUCAAAUGGAACAUUGCUCAAUGAACAAUAAUGACCAAGGAGUAGCACAUCAGUUAAAUCGUCCUGCGGGUGAGAAAAAGACAGGUAAUUAGGCACCGUGGAUGCCCAACGGUCCCUCCCUCAUGACUUUCAUCAUCUGAGUGGAACCAGUGUUUUCUUCCCUAGUCACUUAGGCUGAAGGUCAAGGUUAAAGUGGGCUUUUGAACUUUAAAACAGUCAUCAGCACAGUGUUUUACACAUUGCUUCUAGUUGCUUAUAUUUAAUGCCAAAGUUUUAUUGCUUGAGGUUGAGAUUUUUUCCCUCUUUUUCUUAGAAACCCUUGCAUCAUGAGACAAGCAAUCCAGUAGCACAUAAACCAGGCAGCAUGGUGCCUCUGUAUCAUGUAUCAUCCCAGCAUGGUGCAUGUCCAUAACUCCAGUGCUCAGGAGGUAGAAGCAGGAAGAUAGAAAAUCAAAGGCAUCCUCAGCCCCAUAGGGGAUCUAAAGCUAGCCUGGGCUACAUGACAGCCUGCAGAGCAAGGAAUCAAAUUUAAUAGUGGAAGGCUCCUAGACUGACAGCAAAGCCUCACUUAGCUCCUGCAGCUCUCAGCUUUUAAAGACGUUUAGACUGUCUCUUUACACACUGUCUUCUUGUUCCCUCCAUGAUAGACCUACCUUUCUCCAUGAAUGCAAAAUUUUACCGUUUUAGGUAAUUUAGUCACAAACAACUCAGGAAGAUGCUAACAUUAUAGCUCAGAUUAAAACAUUUAAAUCAAGCCAGACUUGUAUUUAGUCCCAGCACUGGAGAGGCUAAGAAAACAAGAAGAAUGUGAUGAGUUUAAGGCCAACAUGAGUGAGUUCCAGAACAGCCUGGACUGCAGUUUAAGAGCCUGACUCCAAAGUCCUUUUAACUUAAUUUCCUGGUAUGAUGAUCGAUACAGCCUUCAUGGUUAAAAAAAAAAAAGUACUUCCGAAGUCAAUGGAGAGAGUCCAACAGCCUUAAUUACAGGCAGGUAAUACAGAUCCACUGUCUGCCCAAAUAGAGAACAGUACUACUUAAAUAGGACCAAUUCCUUUUUUAAUUAGAAAACCUAUGGCUGGAGAGAUGGCUCAGGGAUUCGGAGAACUUGCUGCUCUUGCAGAAGACCUGGGUUUGGUUCUCAGCACUUACAUGGUGACUCGUAACUAUCUCUUACUCCAAUUUCAGGGAAUAUGGUGCCUUCCUAUGGCCUGUGGGGGCACCAGGCACACACAUGAUACGCAUACAUAUACGCAGACAAAUAUUCAUAAAUAUAAAUAGUUGCUGAAAAAAAUGUAAAAAUCUGUUAUCAGCGCCACCAAACUAAAUAGAAUGAAGGUCUUUGUUGAAAGAGAUGACACACUGGUCACUUUAUAAAACCUUCUUAGUUUUUCCCCAGUUAAGUUCACAGAUCCAGAGAGGUUCAUCAUUUGCUCAGGAUAAUAGAAGACAAAGUUGUUUACAGAGAGGUAUCCCCUGGACACAAAGACCACACUUUCCAGUUGCUGAGCUGGCAGGACUGUGUAAGCUCCGCAGCAGGAGAGCAUGGGAAAACUCUGAUGCCUUCCUUCGAUGCUUAAAAUGAAAAUAUUUACUUCACAGCUCUAUCUGGAGUAUUCUAUGGACUUUAAAAGUAAGGCUUGAAAGUAAUGCCUAUAUAAUGGGAACAUAAAGGAUAUCAAAAUAUAAACCUUAGCCCUAAAGAAAACAUUUAGUGUUUCAUUAAAAACUCAGUAAUAUUAGAGAGAAACAAUGAGUACUGCCAUGUCUGACUGACUGUAAAUGCAGAGAAACACGGCAGCCUGCAUAGGCAUGUGUAAUUCAUGAAACGUUUUACAUAUCAUUUAAUCAACAAAGUGCCCUGUAACCAAUUGAGCUCCUUUGCCACCUUCUGUGGCAAGCGCCAAGCCUACAGGUCACCAUCAAAGCUUGGAGAUACACAGAAAAAUCCUUCUCAAAAAAUGUGAACAUCCUCUGAACAGGAAACAGCAACUUGUACAAGAUAGACCUAUAUUCCAGGUAGGACAAUAUCUGGAACCACGUGCCCCACCCCAACAUUUCUGCUUACUCCCAUAGGUGAGGGAAGAGAGAAAGACUCCAGCAUCCUGCAGUAACAUGAGGACACAAAUGUAUGUCCCAGAAAGAUUUAGAGAGGCCUUAGAACAGUAAAGAAACAUUUGAGCACUUUUUAAUUGAAAUUGGGGAGAUUUAUAAAAUUGAUAAAAAGCUUGAUUUAUAAUUAUGACCUCUGGGAAAAUACAUCCCUCUUAUUCAUAGUAGAGCAGUCUAAAAGGUUGUUUUUAAGACAUUCCCCCUGUUCCGGCUAUCUCAUAGUGUUUGUAAUUGAUAUAAAGGUACCUAAAAAAUUUCAUUGGCAUGUUGAAAUAGAAACAUUAUUUAGAUGUUCGGAAUAUGAACACAUUACUUUAGGAAAAAACAGACAAAAAAAUCAUACACACCAAGAUUACUCAGAAGACGCUAAGUUGAGAACAGUGCUUAGUCUCCUUAUGAACAGGAUACCUCUUACUAAUAAAAGAAAAGAAACACUAUGACAUCAAUUGCACCCUACAAAAUCUUUCACUGUAUCUGUGUAUCAUCAUACAGAGAGGUUCCAGGGAGAAGGGACUGACUGGCCUCAACAGUCAAGGUCCCACCCAGUCGAGUUCCUUCAAAUCUCAAGAACUUUUUUGCUCUGUGAGUUCCUGUCCUGGUGGUUGAGCCAAGGGUGUCUAGUUUCUUUUGUCUGAAGAACAGUGGUUCUCAAACUUUUACCAUGCAUCCAAACCCACCUAAGGGUUUGUUAAACCACAGAUGCCCAGUUUCUGAUUCUCUACAUUUGGCAAUCUGCAUUUCUAGCAAGCUCCCAGGUGAAGCCAUUGCUCUGCUCUGGGAAUUACAGGCUAGAAAUCAUUUACUUUCCAAUCAACCUGACUUAUUGAACACUAAGCUGAACUGACCAUGACAGCUUGGGAUUAGAUUACUUCAACAUUCCAGUUUACCCCUCCCAGUUUUAUUAUAUCAACAAUUGAUUCUUACACACUAGAAGACAAUGAAUGUAUAUGUUGUAUGGAGCAGUGAGUUAAGUCCAAGUUUCUUGUCUUUGUAUUUAGAAACAUUAAUUUUGUGAAUGAUUGUUUGUAUCCUGUUGACCCUUUGACUUGUACUGAAGGUAAUUAAAUUUAUAUAAUAUUUGCAUUCUUUUCUAUAUAAUUUUAAUGAGAUGUUUCCAUGUAUGGCUCCAUUAUCGCCUGGCUCCUGACAUACAUAGGUGUUUAGUUGCUUGCUUGUCAUUUACAUUACAUCUUGGAUUGGUCAUUAACAUAUCAGCAUUUCAAAAUGCUAUGACACUUCUGGUGGCACCCUUGUCUUUCACUUAACUGUGUGGUGUUAGUUAGUAUUUUAGUUUCAUGUUUAUCUGUAAUGAGUCUAUUGUGAAAAUUUUCAAAAUGAAACAAUUCCUUUUGAACAGUAGAUAUGCCUGUCUUGACUUUUCAGUAAAUACUGUGUUUCUAAAGCGAUUGGCACAAUGUAAACUAAUUCUUAUUCCACAUGAUGGAACAUAUAGAAAAGUCAACCUAUGUACUUUGAGAGUCUAGUGAAAUAUUAACCCAAAUACAGAUGGGGCCUUUGUUUAUAUUGUAACACUCUUGCUCAGUUAAUUAGCUUUAAAAUUCAUUUUUGAUUAAGACAUAAGAGCCAUAUAAUAGGAAGAGGAAGAACUGAUAAUCUUUGUUUUUAUUAAAUUAAACACCCAAGUAAAUUAAAAAUCUACUAAUGUAAUUCUAGCUCCUCAGGCUUUCCUGGACAACAUAGUGAGAUUUCAUCUCAAAAAUAAAUAAUAAGGAAAGAAACAUGAAGGGGAAAAAAGAGGACCAUUCAAGGAUUCAAGAGAAAAGUAAUUAAGUACUCUAAAUAGUACCCAUUUAUAAACUAUAUUAAUUCCAUAUAAUUCCCAUUGACCCAAUAAGGCUUAUAUUUACAUCAUUUAGACUAUUGUUUGAAUAGAAGGCAAUCAUGCUAGGUCCUUGACAUCAGUGAAAGCAUAUCAUCAGAACGGUAAUGGUGUCAAGGGUAGUUGAAAAUAAGUGAGUUGUUUUAUUAUUUCCCAUAACAAUUUAAAACGUAUGCACAUAGUUCCUUUGAUUCUGAUUUCAAUUGCAUUUUAAAACUUGAUCUCUACAAGAAAUUUGUUUCCAAACUGUUUCAUCAUCUGUCACCAAAAAGGAGGAGGGAGAACCUGACAGCCAAUCUAGGUUGUCUCUCUCAGAUCUAUGGAGGCUUAAGCCCUUGAUACCACCAGCUACCAGUGACCAUCCAAACCCACCUCAGGUCUGUGCUCACCCUCUGCCACUGUUUGCUGUACAGUCCUCUCCUCCAGUCCAUUUUGAAAUCAGUUUCCUGCUAUGUCACUACUUUUAGUCAAAGAUGAAUGGUUUGGUGAUUGGGAUUUCUCUUUCCUGUGUUUAGGAUUAUCCAGUGUGGUCUGAUAGGGGUAGGAGGGGGUACCUGGAAGGAAAGGUUUCUUUUCUUUCUUGGGUGUGUGUGUGCGUGUUUUGGGGUAAGGUAGAAAGCUAAACCUCAAAUAUUUGUUCCUCUAAUCAUGCCAAAUGACUUAUACUUUGCAAUGAUUUUCUAAGAGGAAUAAACCAUUUACAUUCUGGACAGUUUCCCUACUCUUAUCCCCACUUGCGAUACAACCACUAGGGAGUAGAAUUCCUUUUAUCCAUUUUUGUAUUAUACCAAAGAAUGAACUUAUUUUCAUUAAAAAUUAUGAAUAAACAAAGCUAUGUAUAGCCAUAAUGAUUGAGUAUAUUUACCAUUUUACCUAUUAAGAUGGAAAAUUCAUCCUUGCAACCAAUUCACCAGGAGCCUUGAAUUCUUUUGUUUUCUCCAAAGGCCUUGUCAAGGAAGUAUCAUUUUUGUUUUGACUUAUUAUUUAGCCACCUUCAUAUUUACAAAGUCCUGAAAACCACUCUCCUUCAAAGUGUUGAUCUGUUUGGUUUGAUAUAAUCUGUCAGUUCACUGUUUUCCAGGUCUCUGUAAGCAAGCUUGCAAGUGUGUUUUGUGUACAUUUUAUCUGAAUUGAAAAGCGAAUUCUAAAGAGAAAAUAUUUUAAAAGAUACCGUAUUUAUGUUGCUUGUGUUGUAGAAUAAAGAUUCAAAUGCAUCAAAAAUCUGA
This is a messenger RNA of Mesocricetus auratus (golden hamster), 14245 nucleotides long. It is a transcript of the gene Arfgef3, whose product is annotated as ARFGEF family member 3. The transcript is spliced from 34 exons. NCBI's taxonomy places the organism in Eukaryota, Metazoa, Chordata, Mammalia, Rodentia, Cricetidae. Gene Ontology annotation, molecular function: guanyl-nucleotide exchange factor activity. Gene Ontology annotation, biological process: regulation of ARF protein signal transduction. The record is from RefSeq and is a predicted model, not a curated record. The coding region runs from base 110 to 6634 and encodes 2174 amino acids.